Messenger RNA from Cucurbita maxima (winter squash), 1106 nucleotides. RefSeq names its product ras-related protein Rab7. The transcript is spliced from 7 exons. The record is from RefSeq and is a predicted model, not a curated record. Lineage: Eukaryota; Viridiplantae; Streptophyta; Magnoliopsida; Cucurbitales; Cucurbitaceae. Gene Ontology annotation, cellular component: vacuolar membrane. Gene Ontology annotation, molecular function: GTPase activity; GTP binding. The coding region runs from base 119 to 739 and encodes 206 amino acids.
GAGAGAGAGAGAGAGAGAGAGAGAGAGACCAGAAGCCUCUCUUCUUCUUCUUCAUCAAUUCUCUCUGUAUCUCUGUCGCUAAGUUUCAAUAGAUUGAAUUGAUCUUUGUUCCCUUACGAUGCCGUCCCGAAGAAGGACCCUCUUGAAGGUCAUCAUCCUUGGGGAUAGCGGGGUUGGGAAGACCUCUUUGAUGAACCAAUAUGUAAAUAAGAAGUUUAGUAAUCAAUACAAGGCCACCAUUGGAGCUGAUUUUCUGACUAAAGAGGUGCAAUUCGAAGAUAGACUUUUCACUUUGCAGAUAUGGGAUACAGCAGGCCAGGAACGAUUCCAAAGUCUUGGUGUUGCUUUUUACAGAGGUGCUGAUUGCUGCGUUCUGGUGUAUGAUGUCAAUUCAAUGAAAUCAUUUGACAAUCUUAACAACUGGCGGGAAGAAUUCCUUAUUCAGGCGAGCCCUUCCGAUCCCGAAAAUUUUCCCUUCGUUGUUCUAGGAAAUAAAGUUGACAUAGAUGGUGGAAACAGUAGAGUUGUUUCGGAGAAAAAGGCACGAGCUUGGUGUGCAUCAAAAGGAAACAUCCCAUACUUUGAAACUUCUGCCAAAGAAGGCAUUAAUGUGGAAGAAGCCUUCGAAUGCAUUGCAAAAAAUGCCCUCAAGAGUGGGGAAGAGGAAGAGAUAUACUUACCCGACACCAUCGAUGUUGCGAGGAACAACCAGCCAAGAUCAUCUGGAUGCGACUGCUGAGUUCAAUACACUGAAUCACCUCUUAUUCUAUUUCAUUCUCCAGUAAAUCUCAAGUCUUCUAUAAAGGUCCUACAGACUCAGGCUUUUUAUGCAUAUUCCUAUUUGUACAUUUGGCUUUGCAUUUGAACAAAUCCUGUCAUUAUCGACUCAGUUCGUGUUUGGUCGUUGCAAGUUGUGUUUACUAUCUUAGGGGUUUAUUAAUUAUCCAUCUCGUGACCGACUCUAUGCCUGAGCCUCAUUUGUUGAUGACAAUCAGUUUGUCGCCUAAGUUUAUGUAAUUCUUCUCAGUGAACGUAUUGAUUCUUGUUUAUUUGCUAGGAUUUUGGUUCUUCUGUUCAUGCUUCAAUAUAUUUUAGAUCUUCAACCA